CCCUACAAUUUUCUCAACAUGCCUUCAGGACAAGGAGCCGGUACCAACCCCAUCCACAACAAGAAGCCCAAGAAGAAGGCUCAGGAUCUCGACGAGGACGACGUGGCCCACAAGGCUAAGCUGCAAGCUGACAAGAAGGCGCGCGAGGAGAUGGCCAGCGCGACCAAGGGCAAGAAGGGACCCCUCAACACCGGCUCGCAGGGCAUCAAGAAGUCCGGCAAGAAAUAAGCGACAUGCGAACGACGCGAGAC
Messenger RNA from Dothidotthia symphoricarpi CBS 119687, 251 nucleotides. RefSeq lists its product as uncharacterized. The record is from RefSeq and is a predicted model, not a curated record. The transcript has 3 exons. The coding region runs from base 19 to 228 and encodes 69 amino acids. NCBI's taxonomy places the organism in Eukaryota, Fungi, Ascomycota, Dothideomycetes, Pleosporales, Dothidotthiaceae.